Messenger RNA from Nomia melanderi (Alkali bee), 1497 nucleotides. RefSeq names its product Ubiquinol-cytochrome c reductase core protein 2 (gene UQCR-C2). The record is from RefSeq and is a predicted model, not a curated record. Gene Ontology annotation, molecular function: metal ion binding. NCBI's taxonomy places the organism in Eukaryota, Metazoa, Arthropoda, Insecta, Hymenoptera, Halictidae. Gene Ontology annotation, cellular component: mitochondrion.
UUUUAUAUUGACGGAGAUCUGUUCGCCAUCUGUAGGCUGCGAACAUAAAGUUGUGAAAAUUUGUACCAUUCCGUGUGUUUUACUUCGACGGAAAAGCUCCUCGACUCAGCGGUGACUGAGAAAAUGGCUUGUUCGGUCGUGCGAUCAUCCUUGUUACGACAUUCGACGCAGGUCAGGCAUUAUGUCGCUGCAGCGGCAGCCCAGACUUCUGUUGCAACUGCUCCUGAAUGUCAAAUUUUAAGUAAUAAAGUCACUGUCGCUACUUGUGACAAUAAUUCAGCGAUUGCACAGGUGUCGAUAGUUUUCAGAGCUGGAUCACGAAACGAAUCUUACGACACGCAAGGUGUGGCCCAUCAUUUGCGGAUAGCUGCUGGAUUAAGUACGUCUUAUUCGAGUGGUUUCGCCAUAACAAGGAACAUUCAACAGCUGGGUGGCAAUUUAACCGCGAUCGUAGAUCGUGAAAGCAUCGCGUACACGUUACAGAUCACUAGGAAUAAUUUACCGGAUGCUCUUGAAUUCUUGAAGCAUGUUGCUACCAAGCAAGUUUUCAAACCAUGGGAAAUAUCCGACGAAUUACCUAGGUUGGAGUACGAGUUAUCUUCUUUACCGGAAACGACCUUGAUUUUAGAACUGUUGCACAAAGCCGCGUACCGUACGGGUUUAGGAUAUUCCUUGUUUUCUCCAAAGCAUCAGUUAGGGAAAAUUGGAACUGAAACCUUACAGCAUUUUGUCAAUACAUGGUUCACUGGGCCCAAAUGCGCAGUUGUUGGAACUGGUGUUUCAUUGUCAGAGCUUACCGCAUUUGCAAACAAUUUGGAGAUUGGCACAGGGGAUAACGCGGUUGAACCGUCGCGUUAUCACGGUGGCGAAAUUCGUAAGGAAAAAGCCACUCAUUUGACCAGCGUCGCAAUUGCCGUCGAAGGUGCAAGUUUGAAAAGUGACAAAGACGCUCUAGCGUGUGCUGUAUUGCAAAGGGCUUCUGGCACUGGAACAUACGUUAAAUGGGGACAGAGUGCAGGUUCACUGCAGAAACAUGUGUCGAACACUGCAGGCUCAGAUCCAUUCGCUGUGUCGACUUUUAAUGCUAGUUACUCUGACUCAGGGUUAUUUGGUUUCAUUUUAUGCUCGGCACCCAAUUUAGCGGGAUCUUUAACAACAGCUGCUUGCAAAUGGUUAAAAACUUUGAAUAUGUCAGACAGUGAUGUCGCUCGCGGUAAGGCUAUACUGAAGGGUGAAGUUUUGAAUGAAGUGGACUGUGGAACUGCCCUGUUGGAGAGUUUACAAUAUCAAGCGUUACUUAAAGGUCGAGUCUCUUCACCGGGAUCGCUAGUUGCCGAUAUCGAAAAGGUGUCUACGUCCGACGUUAAAUCUGUUGCCGAUAAACUAAGGAAUGGAAAGUUAAGCAUGGCUGCUAUCGGUGACUUGAGUACUGUUCCGUAUAUCGAUCAACUGAAAUAGAUUGAACAUUUGUUCUCUUUGAGAAGUGGACAACGGUAA